Molecule: messenger RNA, 1275 nt
Organism: Colletotrichum truncatum
Lineage: Eukaryota; Fungi; Ascomycota; Sordariomycetes; Glomerellales; Glomerellaceae
Product: multisynthetase complex auxiliary component p43
Cellular component (GO): methionyl glutamyl tRNA synthetase complex
Molecular function (GO): tRNA binding; tyrosine-tRNA ligase activity
Source: RefSeq, a predicted model, not a curated record
AUGAACUCCCUCCGUGCCCUCCGACCAAUCUCCCGCAGCGUCUCGCCCUAUCGGUUCGCAAGAAUGGCCUCCAACACUACCUACACUCCCAAUGAGGAGACUGAGAUCCAGCAGUGGCUCACCACCGCUACCCGCCUGCAGCAAGCCGCCGGCGACCAAGCCCAGGUCUCCCCCAUCCUCGAUACCCUCAACUCCCACCUGAGCACCCGAACCACCCUUCUCGGCACCAAGCCCAGCAAGGCUGACACUGCUCUCUACUCCGCUGUCCGUCCCCUCGUCGCGAACUGGUCCCCCGAGCAGCGCACCGGCGAAAAGGGCUACCCCAACAUCGUCCGCCACCUCGACUUUGUCCAGAACUACCCCGCCUUCGCCGCCGAUGUCAAGCCCGAGGACAAGGUCAAGAUUGACCUCGAUGAGGUCCUCUACGUGAAGCCUCCCGUCGACGCCAAGGCCGAGAAGGAGCGCCUUAAGAAGGAGAAGGCUGCCGCUGCUGCCGCCGCUGGCGGUCAGGAGACUUCCCUCCCCGACCGUUCCAAGGACAAGAGCGCCGGUGAGAAGGUCAAGGAGGCUGUCACUGAAGCCAAGGACAAGGUCAAGGCUGCCGUCGGCGCCGGCGAGGGCAAGCCCAAGAAGGAGAAGAAGGCUAAGGAGCCUAAGCCCCAGAAGGCCCCCGCCGCUGCUGCUCCUCUCUCCCCUGCCCUUAUCGACCUCCGUGUCGGCCACAUCCUCAAGGCCAUCAAGCACCCCGAAGCCGACUCGCUGUACGUCUCCACCAUCGCCAUGGGCGACAAGCCCAACGAUGACACGACCGAGUACGAGGGUCAGGUUUGCCGCACCGUCUGCUCCGGCCUCAACGGUCUUGUUCCCCUCGAGGAGAUGCAGGGUCGCAAGGUUGUCGUCGUGUGCAACCUGAAGCCCGUCAAGAUGCGUGGCAUCAAGUCCUCUGCCAUGGUUCUGGCUGCUUCCCCCAAGAUCAAGGAGGGCGAGGUUGACGACCACAAGGGCCCCGUUGAGCUUGUUUCUCCCCCUGCCGACUCCAAGGCUGGCGACCGUGUCUUCUUCGAGGGCUGGAAGGGUGAGCCUGAGGGUAUUCUGAACCCCAAGAAGAAGAUUUGGGAGACUUUCCAGCCUGGUUUCACCACCACCGACGGUCUGGAGGUUGCCUUUGAUGCCAGCGCCGUCAAGGAGCUCGGCAAGGACGGUGUUGGCAAGCUUGUUACUGAGUCUGGCGGUGUUUGCACUGUUCCCAGCCUGAAGGGUGCCACUGUCCGGUAA